AUAAAAGCAGUGACUGGGGGCAAGUAUAUAUCUGCUGGUGGACUGGAAGUAGAGAGGAAGACAGAAUUGUGGUAGGAGCUAGUGUUGUCUCAUAUCUUCAACACACAAGGCCGUGGGGCCCCUUCGCAUCAGACUGUUGGGAGCUCCCGUAGCAGCAAUGGAUGUCUUCUUGAUGAUCCGUCGCCACAAAAUGACCAUCUUUGCUGAUGCCAAGGAGACUACCACUGUGCGGGAGCUGAAGAAGAUUGUGGGGGGCAUCCUGAAAAGGCCUCCGGAGGAGCAGCAGCUAUACAAGGAUGACUGGUUGCUGGAGGAUGGUGACAAGACCUUGAUAGAAUGUGGGUUAAGCAGCCAGACUUCCCGUCCCCAUGCGCCAGCCAUGGUGGGCUUGGCCUUAUUCAGAGCCCGUGAGGGCUCCUUUGAACCAUUGCACAUCGAUCCUUUCUCCAGCACACCUGAGCUGCCUGAUGUUUUGAAGCCUCAAGAUUCUGGCAGCAGCUCUGGCGAGCAGCCCAUGCAGUGAAACCAGGGUCUGCUGUUCCAUCACAUAGACAUGGUGCUGAUCAUGCACAAGUCACUGCUGUGUGCUCAUUUCACUGGCAUCACUUGAAAACAUUGCCUUGACUAAUAAAGCUUUGCUGUUAAACUUC
Molecule: messenger RNA, 650 nt
Organism: Dermochelys coriacea (leatherback sea turtle)
Lineage: Eukaryota; Metazoa; Chordata; Testudines; Dermochelyidae
Product: elongin-B-like
Exons: 2
Coding region: 158-523 (121 amino acids)
Biological process (GO): transcription elongation by RNA polymerase II
Cellular component (GO): VCB complex; elongin complex
Molecular function (GO): protein binding
Source: RefSeq, a predicted model, not a curated record